UUAAACUGGAUAACCAGAAGCUCCGGAGGAUCUGUGCGCGAUUUGUUUCGAAUUGGAGACAACAUGAGAACAUUUAAAUAAAAGCAUUCGAACAAUUCGCAACAGAGGUAAAGGUAUUUUCUGCAUCGGAUUCGUCCCAUUUAAAUCAAAUCGCUGUUGGAAGGCUUUGUCUCGGGUUGAAACCAUUGGAAUGAUUUCUCCUGGAAAUGAAAGAUACCAUACACUGGCUGGUGAAAUACCAACUGCUUUACUGCAUGUUCACUUCUUGGGAUUUUGUUUGUGGCCAGAUUCGUUAUUCUGUUCCCGAGGAAUUGCAAGUAGGUGCCUUUGUUGGGAAUAUCGCCAUUGAUUUGGGGUUAGAUUUAAAGCAGCUGUCGGCUCGCAGUUUACGGGUGGCGCCCAGUCCGAGGAAGCAGUAUGUUGACGUAAGUUUGGAGAAUGGGAUUUUAUUUGUGAAUGAAAAAAUCGACAGGGAACAGCUUUGCGGAACGAGCACCGAAUGCGUUUUAUCCUUCAACGUUGUGCUUGAAAAUCCCCUCAGUCUGCACCAGGUGGAAGUGGAGAUUCUCGAUGUAAAUGACAACGCUCCCAGUUUUCCCCAAAACCAGAUCCGCCUGGCAAUCGCUGAGAUUAUGGCACCGGGAGCGCGAUUCCCCCUCGAAGCCGCACACGAUCCGGACAUUGGAACAAACUCCUUACAGUCAUAUCAGCUCCUUCCCAAUGAGUACUUUAUUCUUGAUGUGCAAGUACGCGAUAGAAUAGGGAUGUUCCCGGUGUUAGUGCUGCAGAGGGCCUUGGACAGAGAAACGAUAUCGACCCAUCACUUAACGCUGCUUGCCAAAGACGGCGGAGUCCCUUUGAGAUCGGGCAAGGUCCAGGUAACAAUCACGGUGAAGGAUGCGAACGACAACGCUCCUGUUUUCUCGCAAUCGGUUUAUAAGACUAAUCUGUUGGAAUCAGCUCCCAUAGGAACUCUGAUUAUUACAUUAAACGCCACUGAUUUGGACGACGGCCGGAAUGGUGAGAUAACGUAUGCCCUCAGCACCCAUAGUUCAGCUGAAGUUCGUGCAUUAGUUGCCGUGAAUUCCAGAACUGGUGAAAUCAGACUGAGGGGGCAUUUAGACUAUGAACAAAUCAAAACAUUUAUGAUUAAUAUGCAAGCAGUAGAUAAUGGUCAUCACGCAAUGUCUCAGCACUGUGAUGUGUUGGUGGAUGUUAUCGAUGUGAAUGACAACGCUCCUGAGCUGUCGUUGACAUCCUUGUCAGAUUCCGUAGCAGAAAAUGCUCCAAUUGGAACUAUUGUCGCCUUGCUCAGUGCAGAAGAUAAGGAUUCCGGGCAAAAUGGGCAAGUACAAUGUCAAAUUCCGAAUGAACUACCCUUUAAGUUAGAUUCAUCGAUAAAGAACAAUUGGAAACUGCUCAUACAACAUACGCUAGAUCGUGAAACUACCUCCAGCUAUGACAUUACUGUAACUUGCACAGAUGCAGGGCACCCUCCCCUCACAUCCAAGAAAACCAUCCGUAUGAAGGUUCAGAUGUAAACGAUAACGCGCCAAGGUUUACGCCAGCCCGUAUACACGGCAAGGGUCAUGGAAAACAACGUCAUUGGGGAUUCCAUAUUCUCCCUGACAGCCUUCGAUCCUGACACAGGACAGAAUGCCCGACUGAA
Messenger RNA from Pristis pectinata (smalltooth sawfish), 1669 nucleotides. Its product is annotated as protocadherin gamma-C3-like. Gene Ontology annotation, molecular function: calcium ion binding. Gene Ontology annotation, cellular component: plasma membrane. Gene Ontology annotation, biological process: homophilic cell-cell adhesion. Bases 207 to 1541 code for a protein of 444 amino acids. The record is from RefSeq and is a predicted model, not a curated record. The transcript has a single exon. Lineage: Eukaryota; Metazoa; Chordata; Chondrichthyes; Rhinopristiformes; Pristidae.